Messenger RNA from Corythoichthys intestinalis (scribbled pipefish), 8207 nucleotides. It is a transcript of the gene tep1, whose product is annotated as telomerase-associated protein 1. The record is from RefSeq and is a predicted model, not a curated record. Bases 173 to 7945 code for a protein of 2590 amino acids. Gene Ontology annotation, cellular component: telomerase holoenzyme complex. NCBI's taxonomy places the organism in Eukaryota, Metazoa, Chordata, Actinopteri, Syngnathiformes, Syngnathidae. Gene Ontology annotation, biological process: telomere maintenance via recombination. The transcript has 55 exons. Gene Ontology annotation, molecular function: protein binding; telomerase RNA binding; telomerase activity.
ACAGCUGGCCGACAUCGGCCAAUCAGCGUCCUCGAGAUAAACUGAUGGGCCGCGUGAGAGCAUUUUACAGGAAAAGUUGACAGUUCGUGUUUGGCUUCAUUGAACGAGCUUCGCGAAAUAUUAACAUAGCAGAGCAGUAGAAGCUGACUACACAGGUUCAGAUAAAACAGCCAUGAGGGCGCUGGAUUUGCAAACAAACUUGGCCUGCUCCACAGCAGGGACAAGCUUGUCCUCCAAUUACGUUCCACCAUGUCUGGAGAACAAGCUCCUGGUGCAGACAUCCUCCUCAUUGCUGAGCUCCUCCCUGCAGCCCACUGGCCUGACCUCUACCUCCUCAGGCCUACUCCUCUCCAUGUCAUCCACCAGCUCAUCACCGCUUCUAAGCACCAAUAACACACUUCUGAACUCCUCCCUUCUUGCAUCUUUGACACCAUCCACCAUCAACCCUCUCCUCUCCACCUCUUCUACCAGCCAAGCUCUCCUCUCUGGUGUUUCCCAGCCGCCGUCUUUCCUUCCACGGGUAGGAGACCAGAAAAAGGAUGAUGACGGCAGAGAGGAAAUAUCGGAAGCACAGCUAUGCUCGUUCGAGGAAUCAAGCGUUAAUGGAUUUACAGCCUCAUCCCUUCAGAUGUAUUCUGAAGACGACGAGAUGUAUUCUGAGGAGGAAGAAGAUAGCGAAGAGAGUGUGGUUUCACCCAAGGCCAUGGAGGUGCAAGCUCCAGAGCUCUGCAAGGAAGACCAAACAGUGAUCAGCACCAGACCAGAAGAAUUUGCAGAUGUGGUCCGUGGCAAGCAGCAGAUUGAAGAGGAGCUCAAAAAUAAGAAGUAUCUCCUGCUGAAUGCUGUGUGCCUCUCCCUGGUCAACAAGAGCACUGCACCGGGUCAGGAGGGCUGGAACUCUGAGGAGAGCAUAUGGACCAAAAUCACCAGCCUAGUGAAGGAUAUUGCAGAGUUUGACUCCGAAUUUGUUCUUAAGGUGGCGCUGUACACAAGACAAGAGUUAAAUAUCCGCAUCACCGCUAACUUCUUGCUGGCCCUGGCCGCUAAUCACCCAACCACCAAGUGUCACGUGCGCCGCUAUUUUUGCGCCAGUGUCCAACUACCGUCUGAUUGGCUGGAAGUGGUGCGCAUCUACAGCACGUGCUUCAGCCGCUCACUACCCAUGUGCCUCAAGAAGGCCAUGGUGGACAAGUUCAAGCAGUUUAACGAGUAUCAGCUGGCCAAAUACAACACACGCAAACACCGGUGUAAGCACAACCGAAACAAGUGCAAGAGCAAGAAACCAAGCAGCACGGAUUUGAAAAAGUGGGCCAACAUGCUCCGAUCAGAUGAGACAAUUCUCCAGAAAUAUCUGCAAGUGGAUGCCAAAAAAACUGUGGACAAAAAACAAAAUGAGUUCAACAUGAAGAAUAUGAUCAAGAGGCUUCAUAUCAAGGAACCAGCAGAGCAUGUCAUGGCCAUUUUAGGACGAAAAUAUCCAUCCGACCAGAAGGUGUUCAACUGUAGCGGACUGAAGGGCGACUGGGAGCAGGAGAGGGCGGGUCAAAGGAUGAAGCUCAAGGAUGCGGAGACGUGGGAGCGUCUGCUUAGUCUGGAGGGCAACAAGGCUGCCACCUGGGAGAAACUCAUUGACAAUAAGUCUCUGCCCUUCAUGGCCAUGCUGAGGAACCUUAGGAACAUGAUCAACCAGGGCAUCAGUAUGGCGCAUCACCAGAAGAUCCUCAACAGGCUCACCAAUAAAAAAGCGGUCCUUCAGAGCCGACAGCUUCCCUUCCGUUUUUUGUCUGCCUACAAAGUCAUCAUGGAGCUUCGUGGGCUUGCGUCACCGAAAAUGGCCCCGGGCAACCAGGAGAUCCUGAAGAAGAUCCUCAAACAGGUUCCUAAGACUAAGCGUUUCCGCCGCCUAGACUGGGAGUCAUCUAGCAGGAAGCGGUUGCGUGCGGCACUCUCAGUGCCAUUUGUCUAUCGACUAUACCGCACGAAGAAAGCACAAAUCUUCAAAGCCAAUCGGAGAGAGUACACCAGAGAUGUGCUGGACCGUUACCGUCAAGCCUUGGAAGGGGCGGUGCAGAUCUCAUGCCGCUACAAUAUCCCGCCCAUGCCGGGACGCACGGUCAUCUUGAUCAACGUCCACAUGAACAGAGUGCGGUUGGGGAAAAAGCUUGACUUUUGCCUUCCACCUGACUCAGAAAGCAGUGAGGAUGAGGAAGACGAAGAGGAGGAUGAAAGCAAGAAGAAGAAAAAACAAAAGAAGGAGGAAGACAAGCUGUCUCCUCUGAUGUUGGAGGUUACUGUUAUGCUCUCACUGAUGAUCGCCAGUAGCUGUGAGGAUGCCUCAGUCUACUUGCUAGAAUAUAAUCAAUACACAGAGGUGAAGCUGGAGUCUGACAUGCUUUUGGAGAACGUAAGAAGUGUGCUGCAGCGAAUCAAGACGUUGGGAAACGCAGAGGUCAACCGGCUCCCGUUCAGCAGUUUCUAUCAUAAGGUCCUCCAGAAAAACAAGGCGGACAACAUCAUCUCGCUAACUGAGUACUGGAAUAGUCACGAGGUGACCUGGGCCAUUAACAAGUACAGGAAGGAAACCAGCAACAAAUGUCUCUACAUUGAAAUGACCAUGUCAGACAAUGGCGGUGAGACCAAGCCCUCUGACCGGAACCACGUGUUUAUACGGGGCUUCAGUGAACAAAUGUUGAGGUUUGUGGUUGAAAGAGGCUCAUCUAGGCUUUUGGACCACGUGGAGCAUUUGGACAAACUGCACAAUGUUCCACCACCAGUAGGAGCCAAAGAUCCUGAGUCAACCAAUAGCAUGGUGUCCAUUCCUGCCACUCCUAAAUUAAGGUGGCGUGGUGUGCGCGUCUUCAUCUCGUCCACCUUCCGCGACAUGCACGCCGAACGCGACGUCCUGGUGCGCAGCGUCUUCCCAGAGCUUCGCAGACGUGCUGCGCAACACUGCAUCCAUGUGCAGGAGGUAGAGCUGCGCUGGGGUGUGACAGAGGAGGAGUCGGACCGGGCCGCUGCUCUCUGUUUGGCGGAGGUUGGUCGAAGCCAGAUGAUGGUGGCGAUCUUGGGACAGAGGUACGGCCUGGUGCCGGACACACCUGCUCAACUGGAUCUACCACAGUAUGAAUGGCUGGCAUCAGGACCCACGGACCUGUCGAUCACAGACAUGGAGAUCAGACAUUUUCAGGCUCUCUAUGGUGAAACUGCGAAGCAGCGAAUGUUGUGCUACUUCAGGGAUCCCGACGUCAUAAAGACAAUACCUGUGGCAUGGAAGUCAGACUUUGCCCCUGAAUCAAAAGAGGCUGAGUCCAGAAUGGCACGUCUGAAGCAAUGGAUCCAAAUGCACAAGCUUAAGGUCACAGGUUACCCGUGCGAGUGGGGGGGUUUGGUGGAUGGCAAACCCUACCUGAAGAACUUGGAGUAUUUUGCCAAAGCAGUGCUUGACGAUCUCUGGGAGGCCGUUGUCAAGCAAUUCGUCAACCACGACGAGAAGGAUGAGCCCAAUGCAGAUGGCGUGAUCAUAGAACAAGAAGUUCACCAGGAGGCUCUGCAGCAGCAGUUCCUCAGCAGAGCUAGGCUCCUGUUGGCAGCAGUGGAGAUGGUGGAACAGUCACAAGCCAAAGGAGGGACUUUGUUGGUUGAGGGAGGGCCUGGCCAGGGCAAGACAGUUUUCAUGGCUGCGCUAGCCGAGGCACUCAGAAGUGGCACAAAAUCCAAGAAGAACCUGAUCUGUGAUGUCAUCUCAUACUCUACAACUGCGAGCCAAACAUCUCGCUCCGUGGAGAACCUCCUGCGAUGUCUCGUCUGCGGCAUGAGGCGGCUGACGGAGGAUGAAUCUCCUCUUCCCCUCUCCUACAAGGAUUUGCUGUCAGAGUUUCACACCACUUUGAAAGACAUAAAGAGGAGCAAGCCUCUUGUGUUGCUGGUGGAUGGGGUGGAUCUUGUGUGUGACAACUGGGAUCAGCUCAGUUCUGGUUGGAUACCUCAGCAAUUACCACAGGGUGUUUGUUUGGUGAUGAGUGCCACAUCCACCUCGGUGUUGUUGCACGCCCUGUCCAAGAAGAGUUCCACGCUGCUCUUUACCCUGCCACCGCUCACUAUGACUGAGCGAAAGGAAAUCGUUGAGAAGGAAUUGGAUUCCUUCGGGAAGAAACUCGGAGAUGCCGCCUUCAACAACCAGCUGCAGACGCUGAUCAUGAAAAAAGGUGCGGACUGUCCUCUCUAUCUGCACUUGGCAUGUGAAGACCUGAGGAACUUUGCCUCCUUUGACAAGCUGAAUGAGAACCUACUGGCUUUGCCUCAGUCACUCAAUCUGCUGGUCCAGUACUGCCUGAAGAGAAUCUGCUCUGACCACGGGGGCAUUGUAGGACUCCGCUGGGCUCUGGCAUCCCUCACCGUCAGCAAUGCCGGCUUGAGGGAUCGAGAUUUAUACUCGCUACUGAAUACAUGUAACGAACUGUACUCGCCCAAAAGACGGGUUGCAUGGGAGGAGGUGCUGCCGCUUUGCAGGAGCCCCAAAGGUCGCGUUCCUAUGGUGGCAUUUACCCGAGUUAUGCAGAGCCUGCGAAGUCUGACAAAUCUGUCUCAACACCACAACACUGACGAUGUGCUGGCUCUGUCCAACCCUGAUGUGAGGCGAGCCUUUGAAAAUGUCCUCCUGCCCUCUGAAGACCACAGAAAAAGAGCUCACCUUGUGUUAGCAGGUCACUUGUGGGUGCUGGCUGAUUCUCAGGGUGCAGAUACUUUUCUUCAUGGAGAGGCAGACGCCAUCCAGCAGCUAACUACUAGUUUGGUGCAAAGUGAUGAGAUUGAGGUGCUGCACUCACUGCUGUCCAACUUUUACUUUCUUCAUGCUAAUGUGCGUAACAACCUCCUGCACCACCUACUCAACACCUACAACGAUUAUGAUAAGAAGUCACCCUCAUUAACUAGCGACCAGCAGGCCGCUAUGGAUGACUGCAAAUCUUUCCUGCAACGGCAUGUCGCUGUGCUAUCCAAAUUUCCAGCUCUCUUCAUUCAACAGGCCCUCAACGAAUCUCCUGAGACCGCUGCUCACAGUUGGGCCCGUGGCCUAUUGGGUAGUGGGAGCAUGCGUGCAGUGGAGUGGCUCAACAAUGACCAUCAAACUUUCAUGGGCAGCAGCCAGCUGGUGUCUACCUUCACAACAGAGCCCACCUGCUUGGCAGUGGGCUGUGACAGGGAGAUGAUCGUCGGAACUGGACAGGGAACUUUGCAUUUCAUCAACAGAAACACAGGACAGGAAGUAAAGGCUCUAGUAAGCAGCAGUGACGGCAUCUCCAGCUGCGUCUUCCUCAAGGACGGAUGCCUCGCCACGACUUCCUUUGAUGGGCAAAUUGAGAUCUGGGAUGCCGCCAACGGGUGCCGGAUGUCCCGCAUUCAGGGCCACACCAACGUGAUAACGGGCAGUGAUAUCACAGCUGACAGAAAGCACAUGGCCACAGCCUCGCUGGACUUCACACUAAAAGUGUGGUCUCUGACCAAGGGUGACGAGGUGGCCGCGCUGCCCAGCGACAGCCCUCUGAACUGCAUUACCUUUGAUUCUGAGGAUCGCCUGCUGGCUGCUGGUUGCUGGGACGGGAAGAUUAUUGUGUGGAAGUGGCUUCAGGAUAACACCAAAGUUUGUUUGUGUGGGCACAGCCGCUCAGUGCGCAGCCUGUCUUUCUCACCGUCAUCCUCAUCUACUCUCUGCUCUGGCUCCGUGUCUGGGGAAGUGCGCAUAUGGUCUGUGGAGGCUUCCACUUGCGUGGGAUGUUUCCAAGCACACGCUGGAGCUGCCGAUGCUCUCGCCUUCCUGAACCAGGGCCGCUUGCUUUUGACCGCCGGUUCAGAUAACAUGCUCCAGAUGUGGUCAGGUGGACUAGGACGCUCAGUCGCCGCUUUAAAGAAUACCCAGGAGGUGCAGGAGCCUCCUAACAAGAGGAGCAAGUGCGACACCCCAAAGGAGGCCGGUGGCGCACUCUGCGCAGCCAUCAGCGGGGAUUACAUUGCUGUGGGUUACCAUGAUGAUGGCUUCAAGCUCUUCCGCCUCAGCUCCGGGGAGAUGAUUUGGGAGUCGGAACUUUCCCACUUGUCUGUGCCAUCCCUGCUUUGGGUAUGUGCAGAGACCUCUGCCACUGACCCGCCACCGCCGCUGCUGCUGUCCACGGGGCACGACAAGUGCAUGCGGCUGUGGCAGAGGACGCUUGGAGAGGAUGGAGAGCUGACUGGGCUGGAGAUGACGGAUAUGUUUGGCAGCCAGCUUGGCAUCGUCCAGGCCAUGGAACACAAUGCCACUUAUCUGGCUGCCGCAUCAGAUGACUGUACUAUAUUCCUCUGGCUUUUGAACGAACUGAAUGAUAAGGACCAUUCUGGGCGCCCUGAUAGCCUUCUCAAGGGCCACAGUGGAGGGGUGACCUGCCUGGCCUUCAGCCCCGAUGGUGGACAGCUGCUCUCGGGUGGAAAAGACAAAGCUCUGAUGGUAUGGGACAUGACCUUAUCUCCUCCUGGUCUUUCCAAAGUUCUACCGGCAUUCCACAGAGACUGGAUUACUGACUGUGUUUGGACUUCAGAUUGUGUGAUAAGCUCCUCCAAUGACUGCAGCCUUUGCUUAUGGGAUGUGGAGGCAUCCCUGAACCUGCGAGAGAUCACCUGGAAGAGUCCUCUCACAUCCCUCUGCUGCCUGGGGCCCUACGUGGCAGCUGGAUGCGCUGACGGCAACCUGCAUUUGUGGAAAUGGGAGACCACUAUGGAAAUCUGCAACAUUCCCGCCCACGAGGGACGGGUUCAUGCAUGCGCCGUCCUCACUGAUGCAGACAAAGAAACAAACCCCGAGGAUCUCACUGUACUCACUGCUGCCCAAGAUGGAAAGGUUCGGUUCUGGAAACCAUUACAGGUGGAGCACUUAAGCACCUUCCAGGGUCACAGCGGUGGAAUUUGCAGCAUCGCUCGCAAUGGGAGCAUCCGAGAGUUCCUCACCGUGUCGGAAGAUCGCUCAUUGCGAAGUUGGACGUGGGAAACCGAGAGACCCCCUAGCUUGCGAGGCCCCGUCACUGCCCUCUGUUUCGCCGAUCGGAACUACAACGUGCUGCUUGCUGGUUACGAGUCUGGCCUGCUGGAGGUGUGGCAGCGCAACAGAGUGGUCGGACGAAUGCAGGCUUCGGACAGCAGGGUCUGCGCCAUCUGUUCCAUGCCUAACCGCCGCUUUGCAUUUUACUGCUUGGGCUCUUGUGUGGAUGUGUGCAAGCUGACAUGGAAUCAGGAGCACACCACUGCCAGCAUCAUCAAGGUGAUGUCGCACCAGGUGUCAGACCAAGUGGCUUUCCUGGCGUACUGCUCCAUUCUCAUAGGCGUGUCCGACAGCGGAUUGAUUUUUGAUGUCACUCCUAAUGAAAAUGACAAUUAUCAGUGGUCAAUGAUGGUCAACAGCUGGAACCACAGAGUCGGAGUUCUGGAACUCAUCCAAAAUGACAAAAACAGCAUGUGGAUGUUGGGCGUGUCGGAUGGAAAGGUCGAGCUCGGCUUUAUUUUUGCCAUGGGCCCGGAGAACGCCAUUAACACAUCUUUUAGCACUAUGACCUUAAAGACUGACGCGGAGGAUGAAAAAAAAGAUUGGAUAACCGCUGUGACCAUAGAUGAAGGAUUUGUGGUUUGUGGCGACGUGGCGGGAAACAUAUGGUUCAAUCAACCUCCAGAAUUAUCCACGUGGAGCAGCAGGAAGCUUGCCCAUCAGGACAAGGUCAGUGUGCUGAGGCUCACCUAUAGCCUUAUCAUCUCUGCCUCCUCCGACCGCACGGUGAAGCUUUGGGACAGAAGCACCAAGAAACAAGUGGGAAUGUUUGUGUGCGGGGGUCCGGUAGUCUUGCUAGAGGUGAACCCGGAAAAUCCCUCAGAGAUGGUGUGCGGCGAUGCGCUUGGAAAGCUCUACUUCCUCUGCUGGAGGGAAUAGGAACCUGCAUGACACUAACUAAAGCUUACUUAUCACCAAAGAUUAUGCUUAUGUGCAAUAUAACUCAAUAAGAAAAAUGAGUGUAAUAUUAGAUAUGAAGGAUGAUUUCUGUUGGAAUGCUUGCUUUACGUACCCAAGUUUUUUUUUAGGUUUUGUUUGGGCAAAAUGUUUAUUUGAAAAUCAUUAAAGGGCAAAUGUUGAGUCUGAUUUCUGUUUACAGCUGCGAAUAAUAAAUGACAUUUUUAUGUGCACUUUGUUUGUC